Molecule: messenger RNA, 972 nt
Organism: Parathielavia appendiculata
Lineage: Eukaryota; Fungi; Ascomycota; Sordariomycetes; Sordariales; Chaetomiaceae
Exons: 1
Coding region: 181-825 (214 amino acids)
Source: RefSeq, a predicted model, not a curated record
CGAGGAAGGAUUUGAAUUUGAUUCCAAGGUGCUGCCGCCCGAGUUUGUCGGGUUGGAUAAGAAAGAGAAAAGGGUGCGCGACGUGGCGAACGAUUGGAAGGCUGUCCGGGAGCUGGUCAAGGAGGAGGUCGAGGAAGAGUUGAAGGGCCAGAGGUGACACACGUCAUAGGAGGAAGAAUAAUGAUGGUGUAUAAUGGUGGGAUCCGUAUGUCGGACGAUACUUCGAUACCUCCCAUGGUGCUGCUGUUGUUGUCUGUUCUUCCUCCCUUUGCAUACAUCACCAUUCAUGCUCUAGAACCCAGCCCGAGUGGCGUGGCUGACGAGUUGGUAUAUAGACGGCGGUGUCAUACGCGAAAAAUGGAAUCGAAUAUCUUCCAAUUAAUUUUAUCAUCCUCUGCUCGCAUUCUCUGCCAGUCUCUGCAGAAACGGCCUGACGCACGGCCUCCUACUGUUCGGCUUCCUACAUCUUUCCUUCAUACACACAGCUGCAAUGACCAAGCCGCAGUGGCGGAGCGCAAGGGGUUAUCAGAAUGCCCAUCUCAUCGUUCCUCAUUAAUGAAAGCCAUGCAUGCAUGCAUAAUAUACAAAGACGCCGUCGUCCGCUAUAGCAAACAAGACCCACCCCAUCUCUUCUCUCCAAAUGAACAGCGCCCCAUUACCACAGACACCCUGUCUUUCAUCCUCACUGCUUGCUGCGCUCUUAGGUCUCACCCAACCAACCUCUUCCUCCUCUCAGCUCAACCCCCCUCCUCCGAAUCGUCUAAACCCUUCCUUGGCCCCACUUACGUGCCCUUUCGGCUCCAUGUCUUAUUCUCACAGGCAUAAUUCCCACUCCUUCGGGGGGCGUAAGCCACCUCCGGCCGUCCACCCACGCUUGGGCGUCAAUAGCCCGGGCUACGGCGCGCUGACGGUACAUUGUAGGCCUGUUUUGCUCCUUUCCCUCCUCGAGCCCGGCGGCGACCACGAGCGCGG